Molecule: messenger RNA, 4613 nt
Organism: Gasterosteus aculeatus aculeatus (three-spined stickleback)
Lineage: Eukaryota; Metazoa; Chordata; Actinopteri; Perciformes; Gasterosteidae
Gene: astn2
Product: astrotactin 2
Biological process (GO): neuron migration; neuron cell-cell adhesion
Cellular component (GO): endosome; membrane
Source: RefSeq, a predicted model, not a curated record
CGAGAGAUGUCGUCCUCACUACACCUGUGCUGCCGCCUCCUGGACGGACGCGACUCCUUUGCAGCGACGGUGCUAUAAGUGAGCGGACGGCUCAUGAGCCCCACUCCGAGCGAGAGGAACCACACGCACGGAGCGGGAUGGCGAGGGUCGUACAGCCGCACCUCCUCCUCCUCCUGCUGCUCGCGGGGCUCUUUCUGGCGUGCACCAUGACGGUCCGAGCGAGCAGAGGCGCGGCGUCGCCCGACGAGGAGAGGGACCGGGACCGGGACAGGGAGACCGACGCGGAGGCUCCGUGCGAGGUGAAAGCCGUGACCGUCUCCACGCUGCCCGUGCUCCGGGAGAACGAGUUCAGCUUCACCGGCGCAGCCCCCGGCAGCGCGGUCGCAGCGGGGGGCGCCGCUGGAGCAGGUGUCGGUGGUGGAGGAGGAACUGGAGGAGGCACUGCUGGUGGAGGAGGAGGAGGGGGGGAAUCCCGACUCCUGUUAUUCGUCAGGACAGAUCUACCUGGGCGAAUUUCCGUGAUGGAUGAUCUUGACAACACAGCUCUCCCUUACUUCACCCUCGAGAUGUCGGGCACGGGGGAAGAUAUUUCCCAGGUGCACUGGAAGCAGCAGUGGUUGGAAAACGGCACGCUGUACUUCCAUGUGUCCAUGACCGAGUCGGAGGUCGUGGCCCAGACGACGCAGCCCUCGGCCCGGGAGCCCGCUCACGGCCUGCAUGAGCACAUGCACCUGCUGCACAUAUCUGUCAUGGGAGGCCUCAUUGCCCUCCUGCUUCUGAUUCUCCUCUUCACGCUCGUCCUGUACACCCGCCACCGGUGGUGCAAGCGCCGACGCAUCCCCCAGAAGAGUGCCAGCACCGAGGCCACCCACGAAAUCCACUACAUUCCCUCCGUCCUGCUCGGGCCGCAGGGCCGCGACAGCUACCGGGGCUCCCGAAGCACGCACCAGCACGGGAACUCGGUCAUCGGCAUGCCCAUCCGGGAAACCCCCAUCCUCGACGAUUACGACUGUGAUGAGGACGAACCGUGCGGACACUCCAUGAACUCCACACCCAACCAACUCCACGGCAAGCUGAGCGAUGGGAAGGCCCAGGAGGACUACGGCGUCGGCACCGGCGGGCACGCGGACGUCAUGUGCAAGGAAAACGAGAUUAAGCAUAACUUUGAAAAACGAGCCAUUGACCCAAACACGGAGUCAGUAGAGGAUUUGAUGCAGAGGUUCCAGGACAGUUUCCGUGUUCCCAACACGCCAACAAACAUGUCUCACUACCAGCACGUCAUUCACAGCUCAUCGACGGGCCGCCGCAGGGUCCCCAGCCACACCAGAGCACCGGGAGGUGUGUUUGGCCCUCAGGGGGAAUCAGGGUCCGAGCCUGAGGAUGACAGCCAAACAAAGUUUUACACAGAGCAGCACAGAGGACGAAGGCGCAGCAAAGGCCACUCACACAGUCCCCUGAAUAAGGUGACCCUCACGUUGAUUACCAUCAGCACGUGUGUCAUCGCCAUUGUCUACGCUACGCAGGAAUCGUGCCCCCUCACCGUCAAGGUUACGCUCCAUGUACCUGAGCAUUUCAUUGCCGAUGGGAGUAGUUUUGUGGUGAGCAUGGGCAGCUUCCUGGAUGUUUCUAAUUGGCUAAACCCCGCCAAGCUAACCCUCUACUAUCAGACCAAUUCAUCCACACAGUGGGUUCUGGACAACUGCGGCCAGAGGACCACUGAGCCCUGCGAGCAGAUCUGUGAUCAGGACACAGGAGAAUGCAGCUGUCAUGAGGGUUACUCCACCGAUCCUGUCCACAAACACCUCUGUGUUCGCAGCGACUGGGGUCGGAACGAAGGUCCUUGGCCAUACGCCAACCUGGAGAAAGGUUAUGACCUGGUCACAGGGGAGCAGGCCCCCGAGAGGAUCUUCAGAUCAUUCUACAGUCUGGGUCAAGGGUUGUGGCUGCCAGUCAGCAAGAGCUUUGUGGUGCCACCAGUGGAGCUGUCAAUCAACCCCAUCGCCAGCUGUAAGACAGAUGUGCUGGUUACUGAGGAUCCAGGAGAGGUCAGGGAAGAGGCCAUGAUGUCGACUUACUUUGACACUGUAGAAGACCUCUUGGCAUCUUUUGGGCCGGUCCGAGACUGCUCCAAAGAUAACGGUGGUUGCAAGAAGAACUUUAAGUGUGUGACUGACAGACAGUUGGACUCAUCCGGCUGCAUGUGUCCUGAGGGGCUGAGGCCAAUGAAGGAUGGCUCAGGUUGCUAUGACUACUCCAGGGGCAUUGACUGCACGGAUGGCUUCAAUGGAGGCUGUGAACAGCUGUGUCUCCAGCAGCUUGUGCCCCUUGAAGAUGACCCUGGUUCCAGCAACGUACUCAUGUUUUGUGGGUGUGUGCAGGAGUACAAAUUGGCAGGCGAUGGGCGCUCUUGCCUCUUGCUGUCAGACAACUGUGAGGGACAAAAGUGCCCCAGGCAGGAUGUUCACUUCAAUGACACCCUGUUUGUUGAGAUGCUACAUGGAUACAACAACAAAACCAAGCAAGUCAACCUGGAACAGAUAUUCCAAAUGACCUUCCGGGACAACAACUUCAUCAAGGACUUUCCCCAACUGGCCGACGGUCUGAUGGUCAUCCCCUUACCAGUAGAGGAACAAUGCCGCGGGGUGCUGUCCGAGCCACUGCCCAACCUGGCCCUGCUCACAGGCGAAGCCCAAUUCAGCGAGGCAGUGGGCUAUCCUAUGGUUCAACAGUGGAGAGUGCGCAGUAAUCUGUACAGAGUCAAGCUCAGCUCCAUCACCUUAUCUACAGGCUUUUCCAAGGUGUUGAAGACGCUCUCAGCUGAGAGCACACGAGAGGAGCUGCUGGCUUUUCUCCAGCAAUAUGGCAGCCACUACGUAUCCGAGGCCCUGUACGGAUCCGAGCUCAGCUGCAGCAUUUACUUCCCGAGCAAGAAGGCCCAGCAGCAGCUCUGGCUGCAGUACCAGAAAGAGGCAACAGACCAGGGGGUCGGAGGAAGCGGGCGGCGUGAACUGAAGUCGGUUCCCUUCAUCAGCUACCUGUCGGCCCUGCAGAGGAGCCAACUGUUGUCCGACGACAUGGUGAACGGCGUGGAGAUCCACUGCGAGGAGAAGGGCAGUUGUCCACCUGGCUGCCACCUGUGCCACCACCAGGCGACGACGGGAGGAGUGUCCGGAAGAGGCCGCACUGGCAACAGCAGGAAUGGUGAGCAGCCUUCCCCGGUCCCUGUGCUAUUGGAAGUCAGCCGCGUGGUGCCCCUCUACAGCCUGGUCCAAGACAACGUCACCAAAGAGGCCUUCAAGAGCGCCACAAUGAGCUCAUACUGGUGUGCUGGAAAGGGCGAUGUCAUUGAUAACUGGUGUCGCUGUGACCUGAGUGCCUUCAGCAAGGAUGGCCUGCCAAACUGCAGUCCCCUCAGGCAGCCAAUUGUACGCCUGGCCCCUUACCUGGAGCCCUCAAGCACCAUGGUAGCCGUGGAGUGGAUGGAUGUGGAGCCCGUGAUUGGCUGCAAAGUUUCUGACUACAUGAUCCAGCAUAAACGAGUCGAGGAUCCCUCAGAGGCAGAAGUCUAUACAGGUGAAGUUCUGAGCUUGGUGGAUGAUCUGUUUUCUGGUUUGGGUUCGUCCUGCGUCGUCGCUGGGAAGAGGACCGGAGACCAUCCUCACUCGGUGUUGUACUCAGUGGUCUUCAAGUGCCUGGAAUCCGACAGUCUCUACAAGUUUACCCUCCAUGCAGUGGAUAGCCGAGGCAGCCUCUCUGAGUCAAGCUUUGUCUCAGUAAGGACAUCCUGUCCAAUGGUGGAUGACAGCCGAGCUGAAGAGAUUGCAGACAAGGUGUACAACUUGUACAAUGGCUACACCAGCGGCAAGGAGCAGCAGAUGGCCUACAACACACUGAUGGAGAUCCCGUCCCCGCUGCUGUACAGAGUCCAGCACCACUACAACUCCCACUAUGAGAAGUUUGGAGAUUUCGUCUGGCGUAGCGAGGAUGAGCUGGGCCCAAGAAAAGCCAACUUGAUUCUGCACAGGGUGGAGAAGAUCAGCCACUACUGCCGGUCCCUCCUGCGCAGCACCCACAUCCAGAGCCGCACCGACACCAUGGCGUACGUCUACUGCCGUGGUGAAGAUGGGCGAACUCCCAGUAACACGUGGCAUGGCUCUUUACAUGAAAGUCGCACCACCUGCAUGGAAAAACUCAUUUCGGUACAGCGUAACACUUACAGCAUCACUAAACUGCGAUGAGACAGGCGUUUGGAGUCCGCAGCGCUGGGGUUUUGGUUCUGGUUUUGUUUGCAAAAAUGACAUCAGUGAAGGAUGAACCUUGUCACCCGCUCUGCAGCAAGUGUCUCUCAAGUGACUUGCAGUGAUUUUGCAAGCCGAAUUUACUGGACAUUGUGUUAAGCUACCAAAAAAAACAUAUUUUUGUGUGGCCUACUUUUAUUGUAAAACAAAGAAGAAGAAAAAACUGGAGAAAAAUGCCAGUGAUUGCACACUUCAAUGAGAAACUUCAGUGUGAAAAUGUAAUAUAUAACUCAGCCAAGAGACCACUGGUUGGUUUUAAGUACUUUGAAUGUAAAAUUGUAGUUCCUUUUUGGAGCUUUGAAGCUUACCUGGAAC